GCGGGUGGUGGGCCGCGACGGGUCAGUGGUGGAUGCCCAUUGGUAUUGCUGUUUAUACAAAUUAGUAGGGGUGUGUGCACCCUAGCCUAUCUUUUGCAGCGGUGUGUUGGGACUUCGCUGGGCUCCCCGUUGGUGGUUGAUUAAUUAAUUAAUCAAGUCAUCGAACGGCGGCAGGGUCCCAUCGCCUCGCCUCUGUUCUCCCUCCCAAAGUAAGGGUAUUCGCGAAGUGUGGAAUUUUGGCUGGCAAACCGUGAACCGAGGGUGGCAACGGCUCCUCGUCUGUCGACUGUGUUUGUUGAUUGAUUGGUCCUUCGUUCUCCAAUCAAUACACAGGUGGAGAGACACAGAGAGAGAGAGAGAGAGAGAGAGAGAGAGAGAGAGAGAGAGAGAGAGAGAGGAGCUGACAAGAUGCCAGGUGUAGAGGGACGCCCGCGUACCAUCGAGGAGUUGGUUGCAACCAACUCGUAUAAUCCGAUGAUCGUGUCAGAUCUCGAAGAGUAUGUAAUGAUGGAACAGUUUGAACCCGAGAAGGUUAACAUUACAAUCAUGUCGAGAAUUCUCACCAAGGCAUUGAUGGCGAUGCCGUCGAUGGACUUCUCCCUGUGCAUGUACUUGAUUCCAGAGAAACUGCAAAUUGAGGAGCCGUUCUUCACGUUCACCGAACUUUCACACUUGCUUGAGACUGCGAACUUCAGGGAGUUUUGGGCAAUGGCAAUGAGGAGUCGGGAUCUGUUGGAGGUGGUCCCAGGGUUCGAGCAAGCUAUUCAGGAAUACGCGAUUCAUGUUCUGUCGAUUACGUGUAAACGGGUUCCACGACAUAUCCUUGCAGAGGCGGUGAACAUCGAUGGGCCAUCUCUGGACAAAUUUUUGGCAAUGCAAUGCCAGAAGUGUGGAUGGGAAGUGGAGACAAUCUCAGAAGGACGGCAGAUGGUGGUUCUGCCAGACAAUGAAGACAACAACCCGUCGCUGAGAAAGGUUCAGUCUGAUAGUAUCUCUCUAAGAGAGGUUGCACGGCUGUUCCCUGUCAUGUCAUGAGCGAGCUAGAGAGCGUGCGAGCGAGCGAGUGUGCAAGAUCCACCUGAGUUAUGGUUCCAGAGAGGCUGUUUUGUGCCUGUCGUCAGCAAGGCCUCGACCGUGCCACUCGCUGCUGUGCAAGUUUAUAGUUUUGCUUGUCCACUUAGUUUGUUGUCUUGAGAGCUCUUCUAGAAUACUGUGGGCUUUCUUUCGUCCACCGAGGUGAGGGGACUGAUGCCGUCAGUGAGAGGGCGGAUGAUGGUGGAUUCUUUUUGUGGAGAGAGAGAGAGAGAGAGAGAGAGAGAGAGAGAGAGAGAGAGAGAGAGAGAGAGAGAAUGUGGUUUGGUUUUGACCAUAAUGGUCUAUGUGAUUUAACCAUUUUAGCACUCGUGUUUCACUCCUCUCUUGUUGCAUGGUUCUCGCCCCCCCCUCUCCCCCCUCUUCCCCCAUCCCUGAAUGAAUGUAAACAUUGUGA
Chara braunii is the source of this 1489-nucleotide messenger RNA. The record is from the annotation of a GenBank genome assembly. Lineage: Eukaryota; Viridiplantae; Streptophyta; Charophyceae; Charales; Characeae.